Messenger RNA from Gekko japonicus, 3050 nucleotides. It is a transcript of the gene LRRC47, whose product is annotated as leucine rich repeat containing 47. Gene Ontology annotation, biological process: phenylalanyl-tRNA aminoacylation. The record is from RefSeq and is a predicted model, not a curated record. The transcript has 7 exons. Gene Ontology annotation, molecular function: RNA binding; protein binding; phenylalanine-tRNA ligase activity. The coding region runs from base 9 to 1811 and encodes 600 amino acids. Lineage: Eukaryota; Metazoa; Chordata; Lepidosauria; Squamata; Gekkonidae.
GCGGCGCAAUGGCGGCGGCGGACGAGGAGGAUGGUGCCUGGCCGGAGGUGACGGAUUCCGGCCGGCGGGAGCUGAGCCUGGUGGCGGGGCCGGAGCUGGAGGGGCGCGUGCGGGCCGCCGGGGGCCGGCUGCCGUCCGCCCUGGGCUCGCUGGGGGCGUCGCUCCGGUCGCUGGAGGUGCGCGGCGGCUGCGCCUACCUGCGGGAGCCGGGCCCGGCCUUGGCGCGGCUGACGGCGCUGCACACGCUGGCGCUGCCCAGCUGCGCGCUUGGCCCGGCGGGGCUGGCCGGGGCGGCUGCUCUCCUCCCGCCCACGCUGCGCAUCCUCGACCUCUCGGACAACGCUCUAGAGGAGCUGCCUCCCGAGCUGGGCGGCGCGGAUGCCGGCGCCGGGGCGGGCGAGGCCGGGGGGAGCUCCGGCGCCCUCCUCCUCCCGCCAGGCCUGCCCGAGCUGCGGCUGCUUAACCUGCGUCGCAACCGCCUGCGCCAGCUGGGUCCCGGCCUGGCCCGCAACGCCCCGGCCCUGCAGGAGCUGCUCCUGGGCGGCAACUGCCUGCGCUCCCUCCCCGGCGGCCUCUUGCCCGCGCCUGGCCGCACCCCGCCUUUGCCCCUGCUCGCCACCCUCGAAGCCGCCGGCAACGAGCUAGAGGAACUCGGCGCCCAGAUCGCCCGCCUGGCCGGCCUCAAGACCUUGGACGUCUCUAAUAACAAACUGUCUGAAAUCCCCGUGGAGUUAGCAGACUGUCCAAAGCUGAAGGACGUCAACCUGAAAGACAACGCCCUGAAAGACAAGCGCCUUGAGAAGAUGGUGAAGAGCUGUCAAACGAAAUCCAUCUUGGAGUAUUUGCGAGUUGGGGGCCGAGGGGGCGGCAAAGGGAAGGGAAAACAGGACGGCACAGAGAAAGAGGAGGCUCGGCGGAAGAAGAGGGAAAAGCCAAAGAAAAAAGCCAACAGUGAUUCGGAAGACGACGAGGCAGAAGAGGCACAGAAGCUGAUAGUCAAAGUGCUUCACAUCACUGUGAAUCCAGCUCCACUGAGCGUGAAAGCCAGCCCGGCCGUCAAAGAAGUCCGCCCCUAUAUUGUGUGCUGCGUGGUGAAAGGGAUGGAUUUCCAGACAGGCAAUGCUUUGAAGAGGUUUCUUUCUGUUCAGACCAAACUCCAUGAAGACAUCUGUGACAAACGGACAGCAGCCACCAUCGCCACACACGAUUUGCGACUGAUCAAAGGUCCUCUCCUGUACGAUGCUCGACCUCCUGAUGAAUUGAAGAUCACUCCCUUGGGCCGAAAGGAGAUCAAGGCGAAAGACCUCCUCCGCCAGCUGCAGUCAGAAGCCGAUGAGCAGAGGAAGCAGAAGAAGAGGCAGAAUAUUUCUGGGCUGCACAAGUACCUUCAGUUACUAGAUGGGAAAGAGAAUUACCCCUGCCUAAUAGAUGCUGAGGGUGCUGUGAUUUCAUUCCCACCAAUCACAAACAGUGAGAAGACAAAGCUUGGGAAAACGACCUCAGGUAUUUUUCUGGAGGUGACAAGUGCCACCAGCCUGCAGAUCUGUAAAGACGUGAUGGACACUCUCCUUCUGAAAAUGGCAGAGCUCCACAAGUUCACUUCUGAGAACAAGGAUGAGGAAGUGAAUUCUGAUCAUGAAUCAAACAAGAUUCUCCUUUGCGAAAACUCGGGCGCCAAAACAGUUCCCAGGAAUUCCCCUCUGAUGCUGGAACAGGUUCGGGUCGUGGAUAUGGAAAGCAACUUAAAGGUCCUUUACCCUUCAAAAACUGAUCUCAGUACAGUCUCAUCUCUCCUCACUGUAAUUCAUUAAGCCAACCAAUGUUUUCCUCCCCACUGCUUAAUUUAAGGGCCUGGGUGUAUAUUUUACAAUAGCCUUGUUUUGCUACACUUUGAUUUUAUACCAGCAGCAAGACAGCCGCUGCUCUGCUUUGUGGAGGAUUCAUUGAAAUGCAAUGGAACAAGAUGUUGUGGUCUUGCGGAAGAUUCCAAGACUGCUGUGGGUAAUCAGAUGUAACUAACCUCCUAUCCAAACCCACCCGGAAGCGACACAGAUCACUUUUGGAUCAAAGUGCUGAACCCAUAUUUCUUCUUAUGUAAUAACUGUAUUGCCCAGGCAGACUCAAGCUUCGUGGGCUGCCGUCCCUCACUAUAACUGCCCUGUUUGGCAACUCACUUUUUUUGAAAAGGGGGGGGGGAUGCAUUGUUGACUCACUCCUGAUCUAGCCAGAGGCUCUUUCGCCUCUCGUUCUCCAGUGUAAAAAGGCUUUUGUAGAGUGUUCCUCUCCUGCAUGGCAGUUGCUGAGUCCUGCGUAUGAACACUGAGCUGUGUAAGGGGGAGACCCUAUGGCAUCCCUCUGUGUGCUAGUUUAGGUGAAUUCAGUUGUUGGAUAAUGCAGAGUGGGAGGAGAAUCCCCAGCAUGGGAGGCUCUGGGGGACCAAACGGGCCUUUGUGGCCGUUGGUGGAGUUCCCGGGUUUCCUGCAGGUACAGACUCACAUGUACUGACCUGGAAUCUUGAAAGCCUCAAGCUCAGUUUGUAUCAUGACAAGAUGGCUUCCACAUGCUCCCCCUCCCCCCCAGGUUCAUUGCAUGGCACUCUUUUGACCUGUGAAGUCAAUUCACAUGGGAUGCUGCCGGCACAGCAUACUGAGCUGCCUCGGUGGUUUCUCUUCUUCACAUGUGGCUGGGCACGCAGGAUGAAGCCAUAGGACUGCAGUGGCUGGAGAAUGAACUGAGCCUGUGCUUUGUAGAACGAGAACCUCUGAGCUUGUGUUGAAGGGCAGCCUUCUCCCCACAGCCAAUCACUCUUCACACUGAGGAUUCUUUCAAAAGCUGGUUGCGAUAACAGCAAAGAGGAGAUUGAAAUCUACUGUACGUGAACUUCUCUUUGAACAACUCUUAGGCAUGCCUAAAAAGUACCUUUUUUAACAUCCUGGUCUAAGUUUGUAGCACUCACUGGAUCACACGGAGGAACCUGUCAGCGAGCAAUCUCAAAAGAUUAGAAAUAAAAGCAGAAAUGAUGACCUGCGCGCGCUUUGAUUUGUUGUGUC